This is a messenger RNA of Geodia barretti, 1086 nucleotides long. The record is from the annotation of a GenBank genome assembly. NCBI's taxonomy places the organism in Eukaryota, Metazoa, Porifera, Demospongiae, Tetractinellida, Geodiidae.
AUGGGGAGGCGACGUAAUCGCCGUGCCCGUCUCCGCCCAAACCGGCGCUGGCGUCGCCGAACUACUCGAAAACCUGUCGGUGCUGUCCGAGGUCCUCGAGCUCAAGGCCAAUCCCGACCGGCCAGCCGCCGGCGUCGUUGUCGAGGCCACGCUGGACCGCCGGCGCGGACCCACCGCCACCGUCCUGAUCCAGGCCGGAACCCUGCGUGUCGGCAACUAUAUCGUCGCCGGCACAGCCUGGGGACGCGUCCGCGCUAUCGCCAACGAGCAUGGGAGACCAUCGACUGCAUCACCCCGGGUUCGCCGGGGGUGGUGAUCGGCCUCAACGCGGUACCUGAAGCCGGUGACAUCCUGACGGUGGUUACCGGCGAACGCGCCGCCCGCCAGAUGGCUGGCCGCCGCGACCAGCGUUCCAGCACCGGCAACAUGGAAACAGUGCUGACCCUGGACAGCGUCGUGAAGCAGAUAGACGCCGGCGACGUCAAGGAAUUGGUGUUGGUUCUCAAAGCCGACGUCCAGGGCAGCGUCGAAGCCGCGGUCCACUCCAUUGAACAAUUGUCCGAAGGAGACGUCAAAGCCCGGGUGAUUCACUCAGCCUCCGGAUUGGUCAGUGAAUCCGACGUGCAGUUGGCCUCCGCUUCAGGCGGCAUCGUGUUGGCCUUCAACGUUGGUUUCGAGGUCGGAGCCGAGCGCACCGCUGAGCGCCUCGGUGUCGAGGUCCGCGAAUACCGGAUCAUCUACCGCCUGCUCGAAGACGUGGAAGGUGCGCUAAAGGGAUUGUUGGAACCCGAGUACGCCGAGGUGGUCGUCGGGCGCGCCGAAAUCCGCGAGGUCUUCGCCGGCCGACGCGGCGUCCGCAUCGCCGGGUGUCGCGUCAUGGACGGCCGCAUUGUCAGGCAGGGCAACAUCCGCAUCAUGCGCAACGACAACAUCGUUACCGAAACCCAGAUCGGCAGCCUCCGCCACUUCCGCGACGAGGUGAACCAGGCCACCGCAGGUACGGAGUGCGGUAUCGUUCUCGACGGCUUCAACGACAUUGAGGAAGGCGAUAUGAUCGUGGCGUACCGCAUGGAGCGAGCCAAUUAG